Messenger RNA from Pieris brassicae (large cabbage white), 1082 nucleotides. RefSeq names its product C-factor (gene sni). The record is from RefSeq and is a predicted model, not a curated record. The transcript has 5 exons. The coding region runs from base 21 to 755 and encodes 244 amino acids. NCBI's taxonomy places the organism in Eukaryota, Metazoa, Arthropoda, Insecta, Lepidoptera, Pieridae.
UUGAAAAGAUCUUCUUCACGAUGAAAUCUGUUUUAGUUACUGGUGCAAAUAGAGGCUUAGGCCAUGGAAUGGUAAAAUUUCUACUCAAAAACGACAAAGUAGAAAAUAUCUUCGCAACCUGUCGCAACGUUUCAAAGGAGCUCAAAUCAUUUUCUCAUGAACAUAAGAAACUACACAUAUUGACAUUAGAUGUAACAAACUACGAAAAAUUAGAUGAUAUAGCUAUGCAAAUAAAAAAUGUAGUAGGAGACCGUGGUCUCAACGUAUUAAUAAACAACGCUGGGGUGACCACACGAUUCACUAAACUAAACCUAGUUAAAGCAGAUCAGCUUUUGGAAAAUCUUACGGUUAAUACAAUCGCACCAAUUUUACUUACUAAGGCCUUGAUUCCAUUAUUAAGACAAGCAGCGGUAAUUAAUUCUACAAAACCCUUGGGCGCACAAAAAGCUGCGGUCAUUAACAUGAGUUCCAUUUUAGGAUCCAUAGCUCAAAAUGACCAAGGAGGAUUUUAUCCGUACAGAUGUUCAAAGGCAGCUUUAAAUGCGGCAACCAAAUCUAUGAGCAUUGACCUAAAGAAAGACGAAAUUCUCGUUGCUUCUAUACACCCAGGGUGGGUCAAAACUGACAUGGGUGGUAAAAAUGCACCACUCGAUGUUGAUACGAGCGUUUCGGGCAUUUUUAAAACCAUUGACAAUUUGGGUGAAAAAGACACUGGAAAAUUCUUUCAAUAUGAUGGCACUGAGUUGCCAUGGUAAUGGAAUAUUUGCGGCAAUCCGAGGAAAAGUAACAACAUUAUAUGUUAUAAUUAACAUUCUUUACAGCGUCUCUUCUUAUUGUUUAAAAAUUAUGAUUUAGUUUAGAAUUAUUUCAAAUGUAAUUCUUCUGUUAAAUGCAAAAAGCUUACUUACCCUCCCAAAGAGGUUUUAUUGUUUCUUUUAUUAUUGCUGCAUGGACAGUUAAAUUAGGAUGUGUAUUUCCUGUAACCAGACAAAUUAGAAGUCAGACGAGAUAAAUUUGUCAGACAAGAGGUGGUACAUAUUUCAAUAAAGUUUCUAUAAAGAAUAUAAACGAAUUUAUUCCAA